This is a messenger RNA of Anneissia japonica, 6395 nucleotides long. RefSeq lists its product as uncharacterized. The transcript has 16 exons. Gene Ontology annotation, biological process: kinetochore assembly; spindle attachment to meiosis I kinetochore; attachment of mitotic spindle microtubules to kinetochore. Gene Ontology annotation, molecular function: centromeric DNA binding. The record is from RefSeq and is a predicted model, not a curated record. Gene Ontology annotation, cellular component: kinetochore. Bases 130 to 4959 code for a protein of 1609 amino acids. NCBI's taxonomy places the organism in Eukaryota, Metazoa, Echinodermata, Crinoidea, Comatulida, Comatulidae.
CUAUGAUAAUAUUAUUUGGCAAAUGACCUAAGGUCAAAAACAAAAAUGGCGGCUUUUCAAAUGUAGCUGGUGUAAACAGAACCAAGAUUUCUUGUUAUUUCUGAUUGAAGAACUACUAACAAACACAAGAUGCCAAUCAAUUAUAAGGACAAUCAAAGAUUUGUUAUUCCACUUUUAAAUGAAGGGCCUGGAAGGAGAACUGGAUGGGAGCUUAAGAAAGAGGCUAGAAAAGACAGUGAUGGAUUUGAGAUUUUUGAUGACUAUUGGUCUGAUUCAUCAGAUCAAAGUUCAAUCUCUGCAGAUUCAACAGUCAGAUCAAUCAUAUCAACCAAAAGGAAGACAAUCUCAACUCCUAGUAAUAAAAGAAAGAGUUUACUGUUGAAGCCAAUGUCCUCAUUUUCGUCUGGUGGUUUAAGUACGAAAUCCAGUAAUGCUGAUAACAGCGCUAUUACCACCAAAGAAAAUACUGCGCAACAUGCGUCACCAGAUGCUGUACGAGAGGGCGACCCUAAUGGUAGUUUGUCAAUCAUAGAUACAAGCAAAGCUCCAAAUAGUGCAUUGCAGAGUUUUAAAACGAAAAAGAGAUUGACAUUUUCAACAGAAGAACAUUUAAAACAAGCUCGCAAUGAAGCAAAUGAGUGUGUUGAGGUUGAACCAGUAAUUACAAAUGUGGGAGCCAGGCACCAACAUGACGUAGACCAUAAUUCAGGAGAAGAAUUGAACAACACAUUGGUGGCUGAUGAAGCAAAUGAGCCUAAAGACAGUAUGGCAAAUGGAGUUGGGGCAUCAGCAGAUAAAGAUAAUGGGCAAGUUGAAAUCAAUAAAUUUCAAACUUCACCACAGGCUGAGAAAAUUAUUAGUGACAGGGGUCGGAGGAGCGUGGCUUUCAGGUCACAUACAGUAUCUGGUGACGUUCUUGAAACUGGAAAUUCUGAUGUUGGUACUGGUCCGGAGUAUAGCAGUUUUGUUUCAUUCAAGCACAAGUCAAUAGUAAAGAGCACAGAGAUAAACUUUGAAAAUGAUAAUAUUGAUUUAGAUACAGACAAUGAUGAUGAUGGUUUUGAUAUUGUUGAAGUUGACACUUCUGUGUAUACUCAAAGCUAUGGAAAUAGCAGGAAAAGUCUGGCGAAUAGUACAAAAAAUAGUAAAUCAGAAAGUGAUUGUGAUGGUCACAAUGACAAAGAACCUCUCAGCACUAGACGAGGGACCAGAAAGAACGUUACAGAGGCCAGCCAGCUGGUAAAUGAACCUGUUAAUAAGACAUCGAAGGCUGCAAAAAGUACUAAGAAUAGAAGUAGGACACAGAAGGGAAAUACAUCCUCACCAGCAAGCCAAAUGUGGGGUAUUGGUGAUAAGGAUGAUGAUGAAGAGAAAGAGGAGGAGGAAUUGACUACCAGCCAACCCAAACAAUCCUCAAGCUACAGAAACAAAGGAAAAAUAGUCACAGAAAAUAUAGAUCACGAAAUUGGAUCUGGCAUCAGUGAUGGAAUUAACAGAGACGGUAAAGCAGUUUUAAGUGCAAAGAAAACGGGAAGAACACGGAAAAAACAGGUUCCUUUACAAGAAAAGGCUAAAUCAGAAAUAAGGAAGAAACCAGGCAAGAAAACAUUUGAUGAAGGAAAAGAGAGUUUAUUGGAAAGUAAUGACUUGGAAAACAACAGUCGUGAUUCUUUAGUUGUUGAUAUCCUGUCAUUGGAUGAUGAUGAUGAUGAUGACGUGGUGGACAACGACACUGGUGUGUAUACUAACAGCCAUAAAAUCAGGAAAUCUGGAAGGCUGGCAGAGAGUAGAAGGAAGAGUAAGCUGACAUCGGGAAGCGAGAGUGGUGGCAUAUCUGAUGGUGAGAAAGUCACAGUCAGCACUAAGAACAAAAGAAGAGUGGCAAGAGCAAACAAGACUCAGGCUAGCAAGCUGGUGAGUGAAUCUGAAACAGACACAGCAAAAAAUGAAAAGAACACCGGAAAGAGUAAAAAUGGGACACAGAAGGAAAAUGUAUACUCACCAGGAAGGCGAAAAUCAAAUGAGGAUGAUGAUAAGGAAGAGGAGGAGGAGUUAAGUACCAACCAGCCAAAACAAUCUGAAGGCUACAGAGACAAAGGAAAAACAGUUGAUGAAAUUCGAUCUGAUAUAGAUGAUGGGAAUGACAGAUAUGGUAAAACUUUAAGUGUAAAGAGAACGGGAAGAACGCGAAAAAAAAAAGAGCCUUUACAAAAAAUGGCUAAAUCAGAAAAAAGAAAGAAAUCCGGCAAGAAAACAUCUGACGAGGAAACAAGGUAUUUAAUGAAGGAUGAUGACUUGAAAAGCAAUGAUUACGAUGAUUUAGUAGUCAAUUCUGUGCCAUCAGAUGAUGAUGUUGUGGACAUUGACAUUGGUGUGUAUACUAACAGCCAUAAAAACAGCAAAAAAUCCGGAAGUCUGGCAAAGAGUACAAGGAAGAGUAACUUGACAUCAGGAAGUGAGAGUGGUAGCAUAUCUGAUGGUGAAAAAGUUACAAAGAACACUAAGAACAGAGGAAAAGGGACCAGAAAAAAUAAGACCCAAGCUAACCAGCUGGUCAGUGAGACAGGAAAGACUACAAGGACCACUGCUAAGAGUACAAAUAAGACACAGAAAGAUAAUGCGUCCCGACAGGCAAGGAGAAAAUGGUACGAUAUUGAAGAUGAUGUGGAGGUUGAGGAGGAGGUGUUACAAGAGAAAGAGGUAAAUAACAACCAUCCAAAAAAAAGGAACAGAAACAAAAAAAAAACAGACACAAGGAUUAUGGAUGGCAUUGGUGAUAGUGUUGAAGAGGUGGUUGGGGAUGAGGAGAACUUAGAGGAAUUAAUUACCAAACAACUAAUGAGAAGUUCAGGCCACAAAAACCAUACGAAAAUGGUCACUGGAAAUAUGGAUGAUAAAGUUAAUGACAAAGAGGUUGAAACAUUAUUGAGUGUAAAGAGGACAGGAAGGACCAGGAAAAAACAGGAACCUUUGCAAGAAAAGGCUAAACCAAAUUUGAGGAAGAAAUCUGGCAAGAAAGCAUCUGAUGAAGAUACAGAGAAUUUGUUAGAAGAUAAUGACGAUCAUGAUGCCUUAGUAGUUGAUACUAUGCUAUUGAUGUCUUCAUCAAAAGGAGGCCCAAGGCAGAAAUCCAAAUCAAAGCAGUUACAGGAGACUAGUACUGGUGACAUUGAGCAUGAUAUUGAGCUAAAAGUUACAGAUGAUGGUUUCACUGAAACAUCAAUACACAGACGCAGCACUGCUAAGUCCUUAAAUAAUAGUAUACGCGAUGCAAUCACUGAACCUGCAACAAAGGGCGGUCGGAAAAAGAGGAGCAAGUCGCUGUAUAAUCCAGAAAAUAGUAUUUUUGAGAGGCAGGAAAACGAUGAUGGUACAGUAAAGAGUGCAACAAUGAUAACAGGGUCUGAAAAUAAAAUACAAGUGAAAAAAAAGAAUCGUCAGCGGAAGUCAACUGUGAGGUUUAGUCUGGAUGAGGAGUUACAUUCUACCAGUCCUAGGAGAUCAGUCGCUAGUAAAACCUUCAGUGCAUCCUCGCAGGCAACAUCAACUGAUGAUUAUGAUGAUGAUGAUGACUUUCCACUGCAGAUCACCAAAUCAUCUGGGUUGCACCAGACUGAAUGUGCAGAUGAUCUGGAUAGAGCCUUAGAAAAUGAUGCCAUGCCAUCAACUAAGAAACAACCUGUCAAGCGUAAGAAGAACGCUGAAAUCUUCGAAACAGGUGCCGAAGAAGAUGGUAAUGAAGAAAACUCGCCAACAGCAAAACAUGUAAAAAAAGCACUUAAACAGAAGUCUCCUAGUCCAAAUACACGGCAGAGAAAUAGAGGUGGUGGAAAAGCCUCAUCAUCAUCAACAGCUGUAAGUUCAGAGGAAGGAGAAUUGAUAAAGAAACCCAGAAGAGGAAAUUCACAACGAAAAACAAAACAUGUAAGAAAAACACUUAAACAGAAGUCUCCUAGUCCAAAUACACGGCAGAAAAAUAGAGGUGGUGGAAAAGCCUCAUCAUCAUCAACAGCUGUAAGUUCAGAGGAAGGAGAAUUGAUAAAGGAACCCAGAAGUGGAAAUUCACAACGAAAAAGAAACUUUGACCAAACCGAUCUAUUGACUCAUUCUCAAUUUGGCGUAGACGAUGUGUCAAGGAGUUUUACCCCGGCAAGAGUGCCCUCUGACAGUACACCAAUCAAAUCCAUUUUGAAAAGUGGGGGACAAAGAAAAACUGGUGACAGUAAUGUAGAAAACAAUGCUAAUUUGACAAUGAAGUUUUUUGAGGUGCCGAGGAAAAAAGCAUACAUCAUUGAUCCUCCUGAAAUGAUUGAAGAUGGCGUACGCCGAACCAAAAGACAUCGCGUGAAACCUUUGGAAUACUGGAGGAAUGAGAGGCCGAUCUAUGAGAGACGUAAAUCGGGUGGUUUUUCUCUGUCGGGUAUUCAAUCGCCUACAAUACCAACACCAUCUCCACCCUCUGUUAAACCAAGAAGAAAACGCAAAGUGAUCCCCAAAACGCCUCACAAUCUCUCAGUUCAUACUGAUCUCUCUGAUGUGGAGUUGGAAGAAAAAGUAAACCCCACAGUAACAGUUAUAAAUCCAAGCAAUGACGAGGAGGUUGAAAUUGAUGCCAUAGUGACAGGGGAAAUGAAUCAGUUCUAUGGUCCAAACGGUAAGCCGUCAAAAAAGACUGACAACAUUUCAAUAUGCAAGAGUUUAUAUCAGAAGUCGUUUUCUGCAGGAGAAUUAAUAAUUCGUCCAUUACAAGAGAAAGGCCUUCAGUUUGUACGUAAUGAUACAGUUGUGUUUCGGGUGUUGCGUGGCAAGGUCGCUGUUCAGAUUCAUGAGACUGUAUCGGUUCUGGAAUCAGGUGCCAUGUUCUUCAUCCCAAAAGGAAAUGUAUACAACAUCAAGAAUCUCCGAAAAGAUGAGGCCAAGUUGGUUUUCAUUCAAGUGAAAGGCUCUAUUAAACCAUGAAAAUGUCAACUCAUCGUUUAGUAGCAACGAAUUGGAAUCGGUAAAUUAAAUCAUAUGACACCUAUGCAUCAUACACUGUCACAUUUUUUCAGAAAAUGUUUGAACAGACAUUGAUAGUGUAUUCUUCUUUCAGACAUAUCUGAUCAAAUUGUUACUAUUGUACAUGGAGUUAGUUUAAACCAGGAAUACAUUAUCAGAUGUAGUCAGACGUAUUAGUUUCAGACGUAUUUGAACCACCAAGUCGUGUAUCUUUCCAAGUAUACUGAAAGCCAGAAAAUGUCUGAUCAAACAUUGUUUACUGGUACUGAUGCACAAACCCUUAGUCUGAUCGUGCAUGCCCUGCCUUAAGAUAUAGACAUAUUUUUUGUGAUAGAUUUUGGUAUUUCCUUAAUAUGAAUAUGAUGAUGUCAUGUCACAUCCAUAUAUGAAGAAAUCAAAGGUAUUUGUCAGAUAAAACUUAUUGGUGUCAACAGAUAUGUCAAUCUUAAAUGAAAAUGUUAAUACAGUAAUUUGUCUAUGUACAUUAAUUUGUACAUUAAAAUUAACUUGACUUGUUUGCUAUAUCGUAUUUAGAUUGGACAUUAUCCAAUGAUUCAACCUUAUUUUAUAAAGAAUUUUAUAUAAUUGUAUUUUUUUACAAUUCAUGCUUCAAAGCUGUAAACUCUUUGUUUAGUUAAUAACAUUAACAAAAGUUAUAGUUAAUUUACUGAAAUUGUAUAUUCACAUUACCGUAAAUGCUCCAAUAAGCGCCGCUCUGUGGAAGCAAACGCAAACGUUCGGGUUUAAAGGGUUAUGGAAUGCUCCCUCUGAACUGUUUUUUUUUUUUCUGAUGCGUAUAAUUGUUUUGUUUUUCUUUCCAUUCGUUCAUGUUCUGUGGAGUGUCUGAUUUCUUUUACCCUUUUGAUGUAUUCUUCUGUUAUUCUGAAUAGUUUUGCUUUGUAAAUUUUUUCAAUGUAAUAUUUUUUUGAGCUCGAAAUAAAAACAAACAAACUUGAAUAAGCGCCACACCAAGCUUAAUUUUUCGUUAAAGUGCUGCUCUCAAAUAAGCGCCACGGCACGCAAUCGAGAAUAUAUAUUACCGUGUGUGUAAUGAAACACUUUAAGAAACAGGGUUUUCAAUACAAUAUAUAGUGUUAAAAUGAAUAAAUAACACAGUGAAGACAAGCAUUUCUUUAUAAACAUUUAUUUAUGAUGAUAGGACCUAUAAUAGGCCUACCGAACUACGUGAAUACGUGAAAUAGGCAACAUAGGAAUGGGCGUGGAAAGCGCAAAGCCAAUAUUUUUUAUAAGCACCGCUCUCGAAUAAGCGCUGGACUGAUGCUUCCAAGAAUGUUAUAGCGCCACAGCACUUAUUCAAGCAUUUACAGUAAUGUCUUCCAAGUCUAAAUUACAACGAAAAUAUAUUUUUGAUGAUCAUUAAACUGCUGAGACGCACA